AUGCGCUUGCACGAGGGGCGCGAAGCCGUGGUGGGGGGGAUGUUGCACCGGCUGGCUGCGGCGGUCGGCAGUCAGGCGGUGGCCAGGACGGUCGCGGUGCUCAGGCGAUGUGGUGGUGGCCUAGGAGGUGGCAAGACGGCAGGGCCAGGCGUGAGGGCUCUCGGCACGACCUGGAAUAAACUAGUGAACACAAGGGUGCUGGGCCUGUGGGUGAUGGUGGCAAAAGAGGAGGCCAACGGGAUGACUCUGACUGGUGGAGACGGAUGCAGAAGUGGCUUUGCUAUGGGAUUUUUCUAUUUCUACUUUCGAGAUCCUGGAAAAGAAAUUAGCUGGAAACACUUUGUGCAGUAUUACUUGGCCCGAGGUUUGGUAGACCGUCUGGAAGUUGUGAACAAGCAAUAUGUGCGAGUAAUUCCUUCCCAAGGGACAUCAGCAGAGAAACUCGUCUGGUUCAGUAUUGGUAGCGUUGACACCUUUGAGCGAAAUCUUGAAUCUGCACAGUGGGAACUGGGCAUCGAGUCUGCCAACCAGGUGGCUGUUGUCUACACAACUGAGAGUGACGGCUCUUUCCUGCGAAGCCUGGUACCCACCCUGAUCCUCGCUGGGAUCCUUCUGUAUGCUCUGCGGAGGGGGCCAAUGAGAGCUGGGCGCGGAGGGCGCGGAGGGGGCAUCUUCAGUACGGGAGAGACGACAGCAAGGGUUUUGAAGAACAGUGUGAAUGUGUGCUUUGCUGAUGUAGCUGGCUGUGAAGAGGCAAAGUUGGAGAUUAUGGAGUUUGUGAAUUUUCUGAAGAACCCCAAGCAGUAUCAAGACUUAGGAGCUAAAAUUCCAAAGGGAGCUAUGCUCACAGGCCCCCCUGGCACUGGGAAGACCCUCUUGGCCAAGGCAACCGCAGGGGAAGCCAGUGUGCCCUUCAUCACCAUUGAUGAGAUCGACGCCAUCGGCAGGAAGCGUGGUCGAGGGCACUUUGGGGGUCACAGUGAGCAGGAAAACACACUGAACCAGAUGCUCGUGGAGAUGGAUGGGUUCAACUCUACCACCAAUGUCAUCGUCUUGGCGGGCACCAACAGGCCUGACAUCCUUGACCCAGCCCUCAUGCGUCCAGGUCGCUUUGACCGGCAAAUUUACAUUGGACCUCCAGACAUCAAGGGCAGAUCUUCCAUCUUCAAGGUCCAUUUGCGUCCACUGAAAUUGGAUGAAAGCCUCAGUAAGGACACUCUGGCAAGGAAGCUGGCUGCGCUCACUCCGGGGUUCACAGGUGCUGACAUCUCCAAUGUUUGCAACGAGGCAGCCCUGAUUGCUGCCCGCCACCUCAGCUCCUCAGUGCAGAACAGACACUUUGAGCAGGCCAUCGAGAGAGUCAUCGGAGGCCUAGAGAAGACAACUCAGAUCCUGCAGCCCAGUGAGAAGAUAACGGUGGCCUACCAUGAGGCUGGGCAUGCUGUGGUGGGCUGGUUCCUGGAGCACACAGACCCUCUGCUCAAGGUGUCCAUCAUCCCCCGGGGGAAAGGCCUUGGCUAUGCCCAGUACCUGCCCCGGGAGCAGUACCUGUACACACGGGAGCAGCUCUUCGACCGCAUGUGCAUGAUGCUGGGGGGCAGGGUCGCCGAACAGCUAUUCUUUGGGCGGAUCACCACCGGUGCCCAGGAUGACCUGAGGAAGGUCACACAGAGUGCCUAUGCACAGAUCGUCCAGUUUGGGAUGAGUGAGAAGCUGGGCCACGUGUCGUUUGACCUCCCUCGGGAGGGCGAGGCAUUGGUGGAGAAGCCAUACAGCGAGGCCACAGCCCAGCUCAUCGACGAGGAGGUGCGGCACCUCAUCAGUACUGCCUACGCUCGGACCUUGCAGCUGCUGACUUCCUGCCGGGAGCAAGUGGAGAAGGUGGGACACAGACUCCUGGAGAAGGAAGUCCUGGAGAAUGUGGACAUGGUCGAGCUGCUGGGUCCCCGGCCCUUUGCAGAGAAGUCCACCUAUGAGGAGUUUGUGGAGGGCACUGGCAGCCUGGAGGAAGACACUUCGCUCCCCAAGGGGCUGAAGGGCUGGAACCGGGAACGGACAGAGGGGCGGGUGGAGGGCCAGGUGCAGGAGAGUCCCGCGUAG
Messenger RNA from Elephantulus edwardii (Cape elephant shrew), 2100 nucleotides. Its product is annotated as AFG3-like protein 1-like. The record is from RefSeq and is a predicted model, not a curated record. Gene Ontology annotation, cellular component: m-AAA complex; membrane. Lineage: Eukaryota; Metazoa; Chordata; Mammalia; Macroscelidea; Macroscelididae. Gene Ontology annotation, biological process: mitochondrial protein processing; protein-containing complex assembly. Bases 1 to 2100 code for a protein of 699 amino acids. Gene Ontology annotation, molecular function: metalloendopeptidase activity; ATP-dependent peptidase activity; ATP hydrolysis activity. The transcript has 15 exons.